Messenger RNA from Sardina pilchardus (European sardine), 2691 nucleotides. RefSeq names its product transforming growth factor, beta-induced (gene tgfbi). Gene Ontology annotation, cellular component: extracellular matrix. The record is from RefSeq and is a predicted model, not a curated record. NCBI's taxonomy places the organism in Eukaryota, Metazoa, Chordata, Actinopteri, Clupeiformes, Clupeidae. Gene Ontology annotation, biological process: extracellular matrix organization; cell adhesion. The transcript has 17 exons. Gene Ontology annotation, molecular function: cell adhesion molecule binding. The coding region runs from base 40 to 2070 and encodes 676 amino acids.
UGCAGUGGGGAGAGGAGCAGUACUGGUCAGAGGAUCAAAAUGAAGCACUUAACGUUGUUGGCUCUGGCACUAACCUUAAUUGUUUCGAUAUGUGUUGCAAAGUCGCCAUAUCAAGCAGUUCUGCAGCACAGCAGAAUAAGAGGACGGGCGCAUGGCCCUAACGUCUGUGCAAUGCAGCAGAUUCAGGGAACGGAUAAGAAGUAUUUCACCAACUGCAAACAGUGGUAUCAUCGCAAGAUCUGUGGAAAGCCAACGGUGAUCAGCUAUGAGUGUUGUCCUGGUUAUGAAAAGGUAACGGGAGAGAAGGGUUGCCCCGCAGCCUUGCCCUUGGUGAACAUCUACAAUACUUUGGGCGCGGUUGGAGCCACCACCACUCAAAUGUACUCUGACAGGGCCAAGCUGAGGGAUGAGAUUGAGGGACCUGGCAGCUUCACAUUCUUCGCCCCAAGCAACGAGGCCUGGGCUGCCCUGCCAACUGAAAUUCUAGAUGCCUUGGUCAGCAAUGUCAACAUUGAGCUUCUGAAUGCACUGCACUACCACAUGGUCAACAGACGUCUGACCUCUGAAGACCUGAAGCACGGCGCCGCCUUCCCGUCAAUGUAUCAAGACUUCGAUGUUCACAUCCAUCACUAUCCCAAUGGAGUUGUUACAGUGAACUGUGCCCGCCUUGUGAAGACCGACCAACAUGCGACCAAUGGAAUUGUGCAUGUCGUGGACAGAGUCAUCACCGCCAUCACCAAUGACGUCAACACUUUACUGGACACCGAUGAUGAGCUGGAGACAUUGCGUACUGCUGUUGCUGCUGCAGGUUUGACCACCAUGCUGGAAAGUGAAGGCCACUACACAAUCUUCGCCCCAACAAAUGAGGCCUUUGAGAAGAUUCCUGCAGAUACUCUGACCAGGAUCUUGGGAGACCCAGUGGCCCUGAAAGACAUGCUGAAUUACCACAUCUUGAAGAACAUGCACUGCUCUGAGUCCAUUGUGUCAGGAAUGCCCUUAGAAACUCUGCAGGGCACUGUUUUGGAAGUGGGCUGUGAUGGAGAUGAGAUGACCCUCAAUGGCAAAUCCAUCAUUCAGUCAAAGGACAAACUGGGCACCAAUGGAGUUGUCCACUAUAUCAAUGAGCUCCUCAUCCCUGAUUCAGCUAAGACACUCAUCGAGCUCAUGGAGGGAUCCACAGUCACCACAGCAACCAAGAUGUUUGUUGAUGCUGGGCUUUCCAGUCAUCUUACGGGCUCUGAGGCCAUUACCCUGCUGGCCCCUCAGGACGAUGCUUUCAAAGGCAGCUUGACCAUGACUGAGGAGAUGAAGAAGUUGAUGAGGAACCACUUAGUGAAAGACCAGCUUUCUUCCAAGGGCCUUUAUCAUGGACAGGAACUGGAGACUCUCGGAGGACUUAAACUGAGAGUGUUUGUGUACAGAAAUAACCUGUGCAUUGAAAAUGCUUGCAUUGCUGCACAUGAUAAGACUGGACGAUUCGCCACCAUGUUAACUGUUGACAAGGUCCUUGCUCCGCCCAUGGGAACAGUUAUGGAUGUCCUGAAGGCAGAUAAUCGUUUUAGCACUGUGGUUGACGCCAUUCAGAAGGCGGGCAUGACCGAGCUGCUGAACAAGCAAGGAGCUUACACGGUGUUUGCGCCUACCAAUGAUGCCUUCAAGGCUAUGCCCCCGGCUGAACUCAACAGACUCAUGAGUAGCACCCAGCAGCUUGCUAGCACUCUGAAGUACCACAUGGGUGAGGGGCUCCUGGUCAGUGGCGGAGUGACCUCUCACACACGGGUGCAGCCCUUGCAGGGAGGGAAGCUGGAGCUGGGCGUGAGAAACCAGACCAUGUAUGUGAACCGAGUGCCUGUUGUUGACGCUGACCUGAUGGCCACCAAUGGGGUUGUUCAUGCCGUAAACACAAUCAUUAAGCCACUCCCUCCCAAGGUUCAGAACGAUCAAGCGGCUGGAUCUGUGAUAACACGUGCAUCUGCAGUGAAAGCAGGCACACAAGUCCUCAGAAAUGACGAUCUCUUCCAGAAGGUGAUGCGGAGUCGGUCCAGUAAAACAAUGACUCGUGUUCAGUAAAUCCUUUCAAGCAAGGGGAUAAUUAUCAACUUCACCUUCCAAUAUUUGAACUUGUAGUGUUUGGUUUAUGGACGAUAUGCUUAUUUUGGUCUUUCAGGUGAUAGGAUGUUUAUUCUUGUGAAAACUGUUCAACAAACAAUGUUGACAGACACAAAAGGAACUAUUUUAGUAGUCAGAAAUGAUUUGUUUGAACUUAAGUAACAAAGGCCAAGAUUUGGAUAAUCUCUUUGUUUGAUGUAAGAACUAUAUGAUAAACCAAAGACAGCAAUUUGAUAUGAUUUCAUAUAGCUUUAUAAAAUAAUUUUGAAUAUUCGUUCAAGUGACUCUUGUUUUUCAGUUUAAGAAUGUUUAUCCAGAACAGAUUUUGAGAAUUGUAUACUGUGUUUUGUUUUAAUAUACCUGUAGCAUGUUUGCAUGGUUUAAGCUGGAACAAAAAUGCUAUUUGGGCACAUACCAAUGCAGGUGUUUUAUCAUGUCUCCUUGAUAAUUGUCUAUCCUUUGUGUUUUCAUCAGUUUAAAGUAAAGUAACACACAAACCAUUUGUACAUUACUGUGGCAGUCAUGUGUGGAAUCAAGCAACAAUGUCUGCACAUAUUCAAAUAAAACAUUUCAUUUUUUUAA